Molecule: messenger RNA, 751 nt
Organism: Paramecium sonneborni
Lineage: Eukaryota; Ciliophora; Oligohymenophorea; Peniculida; Parameciidae
Source: the annotation of a GenBank genome assembly
UUAAAAUGCCAAUUACAAAAAGAAAGAAGACUUAAGUGCUAACAAAAACUAAAAAGAAAACUCCAGAAAAGAAAGAAUUACUUGUUAAGAAACUAAAAUAAAGCCUUAAAAAAUACUAAAGAGCAAUUGUAUUUCAAUACAAAAAUCUGUCCACAAAUCCUUUAAAAGAGAUUUAAUAAGCAUGGAAGGCUGAUUCAAAACUUUUUAUUGGCAAAAACAAAGUUAUGUAAGUUGGCUUAGGCAAAAAUGAAGAAUAAAGUGCUACCAAAAAUUCCUACCUUCUCUCUCCAGUAAUUAAAAUUUUAUAUUCUCAGUUUCUAAAAGGUGAAACAGGACUUCUUUUAACAAAUAAAACUCUUCAAGAGAUCUAAGAGUACUGUGAUACAUACAAAAUUCCUGAAUUUGCAAGAGCUGGCCAUAUAUCUGAUUAAACUAUAGUCUUAAAAGAAGGAAUAGACACCUUAAAAAAUUUUGCUCAUUCUAUUGAACCAUAUUUAAGAAAAUUAGGACUAAAUACUUAAUUAAUAAAUUAGCAAAUAGUAUUAAAUGAAAAAUUUAUUAUUGCUCAAGAAGGUAAACCUUUAACUGUUGAAUAAUCUAAGUUGUUGGUAUUUAUAAUUAAAUAAAUUUAGCGAUUAAUGAAUUAAAAAUUAGCCUAUCUUGAAAUCGUCCCACUUUGUGUUUUAGAAAAGAAUGGAACAUUCAAAAAAUUGUGAAUAUUAUUCAAUAUAAUUCUUCACGAAUAAUUGGC